Molecule: messenger RNA, 439 nt
Organism: Plasmodium reichenowi
Lineage: Eukaryota; Apicomplexa; Aconoidasida; Haemosporida; Plasmodiidae
Source: the annotation of a RefSeq genome assembly
AAAAUUUGAAGGCAUUUUAGGUUUAAAUAUAUGAAUUAAGGAAAACAUGGAGAAUGAAGAGAAAAUAAUGAAUAAAUUGAGUAUAACAAUAUUAUUGAAAUAUAACGAAAUAAUAAAUAAUAAAAAGGAUUAUGAAAUAGGGUUUAUAGAAAAUAUAAAAAUGUUAUCAGAUGAGAAAAAAAUAUAUAGAGAGUCUACAAAAGGUUUUGUAAAUUCUUUAAUAAAUAAAUUUGCUUCUCUUUUUAAUAAUAAAUAUUUGAAUAAAUAUAAUAUUCAAGAAAAUAUAGAAAUAUAUAUUAGAAAAAUAGAAGAAAAGUGUGAUGGUUUUAAUAAUUGGUUUAUUAUUAUUGAAAAUAAUAUGAAGGUUUCUAUAAACCAAUUUAUUCAUUAUGAUGAAACAAAGAGAAUAAGAGAAUGAACUGAACAUGAAUUGAAUAAA